CUUGAACUUGAAAGUCACGACCGACAGCCAGCUAUGGUACAGACACACAACACACCCAUCACGACACGCAAGAAAAAAAGUCACUCACACGCAGAAUGAAAGGAAAAAGAUGGCACCACACACAGACAUUAUGCGCGACAACGCGGCGAUGCGCCUCCUGCGGCACCGAGUGACACACACGCGCACACACGAAGACCACACGAGAUAGAUCGAUAAAAAACACUGCAAGAGGCACAUACAGCCAGACACAGCUCUCUCCCUCACUCACUGCCCCGCCACAUGCAGCACCUCUAUCUCGUCAGCCAUGGAGUACUUUGACCCACCUAACAGAGCAUUGCCACCCUCAUCCCUCUCUCCCGUGUAGCCCGCAGGCACAUUCUCGCUGGGAGUGUACUGAUAGCAGCUCGUGAUCCCCGUCUCGGGGAACUCACCGAGACGGAGAUGCACGAGGUGGUGGUGCACGAGGUAUGACAGAGGUACACCCGCCUCAAUGACAGCAGACGUAUUCCCAUACUUCCUCCCCGCCACAUCCACAAUCUGCUGUCGUGUGAUGUUCAUCUUGGUCGGCUUGGGGAAGUGGCCGGCCAGUGAGAAAAACCACACAUCACAGCACACAUCACGCCUGGCCCACCAAGAAAGGGUCCAAUACGGCAGAAGACGGGAACGGUCGUCAGGCAGCUGCAGGCCGGCAUUGAUGUACACGCCGAACAGAUAUGUGUCCUUCUUGAUGAUAAUCGCCAGGCCGGUCCUGGUGCCCACACAGCCCAGGAGAUCGUCAAGUGUGGUGCCGUCACGCGACGACCUGAGUCAUACACACACAUACACGUGUGCACCUACUGCUGCUAGUAUUAGAAUGUGUGCUCCGCCGCCUACCUGUAGACGGCAGUGAGUCGCUUGGCGCCCAGCCACUCAAACAGGGCUGCAUGCUGUUCACAUGUGAGCAGCGAAUCAGCCCAUCCCUGCAAGUGUCAUAUGAACCACGGGGCAAUACACGGCCAGUGUGACAAGGCAAACGGACACGUGUACCACUUGCCUUCUCGAUUGCCGCCUUGAUGGCCGUGAUGGCCGCCCGGUCGGCUGCGUUGCUCUCCUUCAGCGCCUGGCCCUCUGCCUCCUGCGAUGCGACAGAUGUUGCCAAGGUGCAUACUGUCGGUGUGUGCGAUGUGUGCUUCAUACCUGUGUGUCGACUUUGGCUUGGAGCGUCUCUAUCUGGGCUUCCUGCACCCACACACACAACACAUCAAUGUUGCAAGGAAACGACAGUGUCAAGUCCUCCAGCCAACACACCAGUGCAGCGACUUGAUCUUUCAGCUGUCGAUUCUGAACAAGAAGAGAGAAAUGGCCACAGUCACAUAGCAGACAAGUCUGGGUGCAAAUGCAUCACUCACCUCCUCUGAGGCUGCUCUGGCUGUCUCCUCAGCUUGCGCGAUCUGGUCUCCCGCCUGCUCGAGCGUCAUGAUGCGCGGGGAGGACGGCGCAAGUCCCGGGCUGUAUGGUGGAGGGGGUGCGAUGGACGGGUAGAGGUCGUUAAAAUCGGGAGCAGUGGCAGGUGGCCCUUGCUCGGCAGGCGAGGGCUGCUCGAACCGGUGCAUCAAUUGAUCACAACACACACAUGCUCGGCUGUGAAUGAUCCAUUCGAAUGAGCACUGACUCACCUGCUGCUCUGCCCUCCCAUCUCUUCAGUGCACCGCCACAUCAGAUCUGCAUUCAGUGCAACGACAAUUCAUCAAGUCAGUCGAGGUCGUCUGUUUGCUCCCUGCCGCCCUCACCUGGCCUCCUGCUGCCACGGAUGAGACCAAACACGCCGCUCGUCCGCCACUGAUUAUUCGCAAACCCCCCGACCGCAACAAGUGAUACGAAUGCUCAGCUUCGGCUGCCUUCGAGAUCUGCAAUGGCAGUGAGCACGGCAGUGUCGCUGCACCCUCUCACGGACG
Molecule: messenger RNA, 1934 nt
Organism: Vitrella brassicaformis
Lineage: Eukaryota; Vitrellaceae
Source: the annotation of a GenBank genome assembly